Molecule: messenger RNA, 1753 nt
Organism: Salmo salar (Atlantic salmon)
Lineage: Eukaryota; Metazoa; Chordata; Actinopteri; Salmoniformes; Salmonidae
Gene: tspan6
Product: tetraspanin 6
Cellular component (GO): plasma membrane
Source: RefSeq, a predicted model, not a curated record
AAAACUUCCCAUAAAUCCUAGGAAAUGUACUUUUUCCUCACAGGAAAGUGAAUCUGGAUCAGUGACGACACUUCCCUUCUCCUUGGAUUCUGUGAUUUGUCGACAAAAGUUUUCCAGCAAGACGUUGUGGAAGUGUUUUUUUUUCUCUCUCGCUUUGUAACAACGAUACUUUUUGAUUGCCAAUUUCUGCGAAAUAGACAUAAUGUCUCCCCCAUCAAGAAGGCUUCAAACUAAGCCAGUGAUUACAUGUCUCAAGACCUUUCUUAUAUCUUACAGUCUCAUAUUUUGGUUUACAGGGGUUAUCCUUCUGGCAGUUGGAGUAUGGGGGAAGGUGAGCCUGGAAGCUUAUUUCCAGCUGGCCUCUGAGAAGAGCACCAAUGCACCAUAUGUCCUCAUCGGGACUGGAGCCAUCAUCAUCAUUUUUGGCCUGUUUGGUUGCUUCGCUACAUGCCGCGGUAGCCCAUGGAUGCUGAAGCUGUAUGCCAUGUUCCUGGUGCUGGUGUUCGUAGCUGAGUUUGUGGCCGGCAUCUCUGGCUUCUUAUUCAGACAUGAGAUAAAGGCUGUAUUAGGUGGUGCCUAUAAAGACGCUGUGACCAACUACAAUACCACUGACCCCAAAAGCUCUGCGGUUGACACCAUCCAGAAGACUUUGCACUGCUGUGGAGUGGAAAGUUAUAAGGACUGGAACACAACAAAGUACUUCAAAGACCAAGGCAUCCCUGAGAGCUGUUGCAAAGAGGACGCUGUCUGCACUGUCGAGGACCUCAAGGACCUUGACAAGGCUCGCGACUUUGUGUAUGACACGGGCUGCUUCUCGAAGGUGACCACUUUGAUGGAGUCUAACCUGGGAAUCAUUGCCGGAAUAUCUUUUGGAAUUGCAUUCUUCCAGCUCAUUGGGGUGUUCUUGGCCUGCUGCUUGUCUCGAUACAUCACCAACAACCAGUACGAGAUGGUCUAGCAGUGUCCUUUCACAGAAUACACUCUCGCUGACACUCACUUUUCCAUGGCAACCAGACUGAAGGGAAAAAGUUAUUGGAAACCAUAAGGGAUCUAUUUCUGCAGUUCUCCAUCAUCGAUUUGAUUAAGCUUUGUCUUGUUAAGACUAGUGGAAUAUAGUUUAUUGUGCUUGACUGUUCAUUUGGUAUUCACAGACUUUAUAAAUGUAAUUUUUUCAUUCAUUGUCUGUUUAAUGUUAUUAUACAUGACAUAUGUAUUGCAAUUUUUUUUGGUGAGCUUAGCCAAAAUAUUCAUGUUAUGUCCAUAUUCAUUUCAUUCUCCAUCAUAAAUGCUGCUGUCAUAUUCUAGUUAUAUGGCAUCUUGUGGUUAAAGUGAUCUUACUGUAGUCUGUUAUUUUCAUGAUCAGCAUUACAGUGACUGUAGUAGUGACAGAUUAGGCCAUCUGUAACACCACAGUAACUUCCAUCCAUCUCUUCUGUGGAGACAAGGAGAAAAGUAUUGGAAGUUGUGUAGUAGCCUUUGCGGGUAGAGGGAUGGAUUGCAUGCUGUAGACACUUAGUUAAUAGAGAAGAGAACAAUUAUACACCACCAUGAUUCUCGUGGGAACGAAAAGGUGUUUUAUAAGCCUUUCAUGUUAUUUACUGUAACUUUUGUGUGCAAGUCUUGUUCACGUUUUCCAAAAAUAUGCAUUUCCUCAGAUGAAAAUAAUUGUCAGUGUUAAUGGUUGUUGAUUUGUGGAAACCGCAUGUAAAAAUAAUUGAAAAAAUAAAAAAGGAACCUGAACUCUUUAAAACAA